Messenger RNA from Aspergillus versicolor CBS 583.65, 1230 nucleotides. RefSeq names its product MBL fold metallo-hydrolase. The transcript has 2 exons. The coding region runs from base 130 to 1230 and encodes 366 amino acids. The record is from RefSeq and is a predicted model, not a curated record. NCBI's taxonomy places the organism in Eukaryota, Fungi, Ascomycota, Eurotiomycetes, Eurotiales, Aspergillaceae.
UGCGGAGUCCAGACGGCAGAUGGCAGACGGCCAAACCCGAGGACAAAUAAGCCAAGAAACUGACAAGAUGUUCCCCGCGUUGGAUAUAUAUUUCCACGACAUCAAAUAACCACGAUACCACGAUUGAAAAUGACGCGCCAGAUACCCCCGCUCAACAUCCCACAAUCUUCCCAAAGCGUCAAUGUCUAUGUCAUAGACACGACGGUGACAAUCGAUGGCCCCGCCGAUUUCUUCCUCAAACCUAGGCUGGGCAACAUGGAUCGCCUAGUUGCAAAUGCAUUCACCUUUUUGAUCGAGCAUCCCAUUACCCAGCAGAAGGUCGUUUUUGAUCUCGGGGUCCGGAAGGAUGCCAACGAGCUUUCCAGUCCUUUCUGGAAGGGCUUCCGGGAGAACUUUGUAAUUGAUGUCGAGAAGGAUGUUGCGGAAAUAUUGCAGGACAACAGUGUAGACCUCACCUCGAUUGAAGCCAUAAUCUGGAGCCAUUGCCACGCGGACCAUACUGGGGACCCAUCAACUUUCCCCCCGAGCGUCGACUUGGUUUUCGGCCCUGGAGCGCCAGGGGCCAGGCUGCCAGGAUACCCUGCAAACCAGAAGAGUUCGCUCUUCGAGGCCGACUACCAGGGUCGGAAACUGGUUGAAAUUACGCAGGACAGAUUUCAUCUACAAAUUGGUGAAUUUCGUGCAUUUGACUAUUUCGGCGAUGGGUCUUUCUACUUGCUCGAUGUCCCUGGCCACGACAUCGGCCACGUCUGCGGUCUUGCCAGGACGACAGCCAACGGCACGGCCUCCGAAGACGACAGUUUCGUUCUUAUGGGUGCAGACACCUGCCAUCACGCGGGUCAAAUGCGUCCGUCUGAGUUCCUGCCGCUUCCAUCAGAGAUCCAACCGCACGAGAAAGACUUGGAUGUUAUACCGGUGUCAAUUGCCAGUACCUGCUUGCAGAAGAUACACCCCAAGGGACCGUUAUAUCACAGUUGUCCAUUCUACGAAGUUGGUGUCCUAGAGAACGGGUUCAGUAUGUCGGAAUCGCCCGAGGAAACUGGACAGAGUAUCAAAAAGAUGAUGCCAUUUGAUGCGGCACCUAAUGUGCUGCUUGUGCUGGCACACGACGUAACUCUACAAGACACCAUGAACCUUUUCCCAGCAAAGGUUAAUGGAUGGGAAGAAACAGAGCUCAAGGAUAAAACCAGAUGGCGGUUCUUGCGAGAUUGGAGCACGGCUUUUGAGUGA